This is a messenger RNA of Polypterus senegalus (gray bichir), 10927 nucleotides long. It is a transcript of the gene znf536, whose product is annotated as zinc finger protein 536. Gene Ontology annotation, molecular function: DNA-binding transcription factor activity, RNA polymerase II-specific; RNA polymerase II cis-regulatory region sequence-specific DNA binding. NCBI's taxonomy places the organism in Eukaryota, Metazoa, Chordata, Cladistia, Polypteriformes, Polypteridae. The transcript has 7 exons. Gene Ontology annotation, biological process: regulation of DNA-templated transcription. The record is from RefSeq and is a predicted model, not a curated record. Gene Ontology annotation, cellular component: nucleus. The coding region runs from base 611 to 4732 and encodes 1373 amino acids.
UCAUAUUCUUAUAAACAGACGAGCAUUUGCUAUUGUUGCAAAACAUCAUUCCUUUUUUCAGGAGCAUAGAAGAAGAAAUUGAAAGCUUCAGCAAAGAAAGAAAGAAAGAAAGAAAGAAAGAAAGAAAGAAAGAAAGAAAGAAAGAUCUCCGCCGGGGACCUUUUUGCGUUUGUGUGCAUACGACUGGCAACAUAACUAGCUUAUUUACAUUAAAUACGCCACAAGGUUACAGUGCAGAUCAACGUCAUUUUAUCGCUGAUUACUUCUCUUAAACGCUGGAGCUGUGACUGAUGCUUGGGACCCGCUGUCUUUUAACAUUUAUCUUGGAGUUUUUUGGGAGCGAAGAGACUUGAGAUAGUUAUUUGCGAAAUAAAAAAGGUGGUCCCUGGUAUGUCUAGAGGUGGGCACAUCUCAUCUCAGCUCAUAAAAGCUGCAUUGUGAAUUACUACAAAAACAGGAGAAAAGGAGACCAACUGUAUGUCAGCAAGGGGAAGUGGGACGCCCCUUUGGCAAUCCAUCAGUGCCAACUGAGCUCAGCUGCAUCCUUUGACUGGGUAUUUUCAAAACAGACUGACAGUCCUAAAACAAGUAUGCAGUUAGUUUGUUAAGAAUGGAAGAAACGAGUCUGUGCCUUGGAGUGUCUUCAGCAGUGCCUGAAGCGGACGCCUGUCUUAGCAGCAGUGUACUUAAUGGACAAUAUCCGAUAAGUCAGAAAUUGCACCAACUGACUACUCAGCUAGGUCAUGCUUUCCCUGAUCUGCAAAACAGACAGAUCCCUGAAGAAAAAGCUGCUACACCACUGGAUGAAAAGAGCCACCUGGCAAUGGCCAGCCAACCCAUAAGCAGUCAAAUGGCUUUGCUAGCCAACCAGCUCAACCGAGAUAUCGAUGCCAGUCUCAGUAUGAAUGGCAGGGUGGAUCUGCAGCAGUUCCUAAAUGGACAGAACUUGGGCAUUAUGUCUCAAAUGAAUGACAUUGAAGAUGAUGCCAGAAAGAACAGAAAGUACCCUUGCCCUCUUUGUGGAAAACGUUUUCGUUUUAACAGUAUUCUGUCCCUACACAUGCGCACCCACACUGGGGAGAAACCCUUCAAGUGUCCAUACUGCGAUCAUCGGGCUGCCCAGAAAGGCAACCUGAAGAUCCACCUUCGUACUCAUAAAUUGGGUAACUUGGGAAAAGGACGCGGAAGGGUGCGUGAAGAGAACCGUCUUCUUCAUGAACUUGAAGAGAGAGCAAUCCUAAGAGAUAAGCAGAUGAAGAACAGCCUCCUUCAUCUUAGGCCUGACCUGAAGCAACUGUCCCAGCCGCUACAACAGCAACACCAGCUGCAGCCCAUGCAGACUUCACAUCAACAACAACAGCAGCAGCUCCACCACCAGAUCCCUAUCACACCCUGCACCCUUCCAGCACCCACAAGCCAUAACAGCUCUGAGAGCUCAUCCCAUCCAACUCCUUCUCCUAAGCCUGCAGGCAUCCAGGAAGAACUGGCAGCCCAGCCCACUGGCUUUCGCUGCACCUUUUGCAAAGGGAAGUUUAAGAAACGUGAGGAGCUCGACCGCCACAUCAGGAUAUUGCACAAACCUUAUAAGUGUACCCUGUGUGACUUUGCAGCUUCACAGGAGGAGGAUCUAAUCAGUCAUGUCGAGAAGGCGCAUAUCACAGCCGAGUCCGCACAGGGUCAGGGCUGCAGUGGAAAUGGAGAAAAGCCUGCAAAUGAAUUUCGCUGUGAGGUGUGUGGUCAGGUCUUUAGUCAAGCCUGGUUUCUGAAAGGUCAUAUGAGAAAGCACAAGGAUUCCUUUGAGCACUGUUGUCAGAUUUGUGGGAGGCGCUUUAAGGAACCUUGGUUCCUCAAGAAUCACAUGAAAGUUCACCUGAAUAAGUUAUCUAUUAAGAAUAAAUCUUCCACAGACUCUGAGGUGCCUGUAUCUAUGAACAGCAUGGCACAGGAAGCACAUGCAAACCUGUACUCGCGGUAUAUAUCGUGCCUACAAAGUGGGUUCCUGUCACCUGACAAAGCAGGAUUGAGUGAGCAGAAUCAGAUUCUAAGCAAGGCAGGGAUUGCCAUGAAAGAGAAAGAGAUGAUUGGGAAACUUCUGGCACCGGUUAACAGUGUGGGCCACAGUUUGCCUGAAGGGGAAAAGCGGUCAUUGCUAGGCUGCUUGAAUUUGGUACCUCCUUUAAAGUCAAGCUGCAUGGAACGUUUGCAGGCAGCUGCCAAGGUGGCUGAAAUGGACCCACUUAACAGUUACCAGGCUUGGCAAAUCAUGGCAAGAGGUAUGGCUAUGGAUCAGGCCUUCCUGCCUAAAGAGCAACACCAUGGACAGCAUGGCCAGGAAGAGAGUCUAACAAAUUCUGGUGUUGCAUUUGCAAAAGAAAAACGUGACUACUUACUGAUGGCAGCUGAUAGUUCCAAGCAGAAGCUACACCCUGAUGCUCUUCAGUGUGCUAAAAGUGCUAACCUGCUCUCCUGCAAAGACGACCCUUUAGACAGCAGCAGGGACUUCAUGUCCCACAACUUAGGUCAGAGCCUUGAAUUCAGUAUUGCUAACAUUAAAGAGAAGCCCACUGAGUGUCCUGAUUGUGGAAGAGUGUUUAGAACUUACCACCAAGUGGUUGUCCAUUCCCGAGUGCACAAAAGGGACCGAAAGCCAGGUGAAGAAGGUAUCCAUGGGUGCCUAGAUGAGCGAAGAGGUUCAUCAAGUGAUCCAGAGUCACAGUCAAUCAGCCGAUCAACAACUCCCGGAUCCUCUAAUAUCACUGAGGAGAGCGGAGUUGGAGGAGGACUGUCACAGACAGGAAGUGCCCAGGAAGACAGCCCACAUCCUUCCUCACCAUCCUCAGAUGCCGGGGAAGACAUGGGCAAGCAAACUGGAGUCCAGCAGCCUUCUCUUGUCAGAGACAGAGGCCUGGGAUCAGCCAUGAAGGACUGUCCCUAUUGCGGAAAAACCUUCCGAACAUCACAUCACCUGAAGGUCCAUCUGAGGAUACACACAGGGGAGAAGCCAUAUAAAUGCCCGCACUGUGAUUACGCCGGCACUCAGUCAGCUUCCCUCAAAUAUCACCUGGAGCGUCAUCACCGGGAAAGGCAGAAUGGAGGUGGGCCUCUAACUGGACAUCCUCCAGAUCACAAGGAGGACCACUCAACCAACAAAAGCUCCGUCUUUAUUAGACCAGACAUCCUGAGAGGCGUCUUUAAAACGAUGCCAAAUGUUGACUUCAGGGGAAACCAGCUGCUUCCUCACCAGUGGGCAUCAGGGAUGCUUUCUAUGAGAGAGCGGCAUGGGCAGUGCACUAGCAUGUCCUCUGAUUCUGUGUCUGAAGGCCUCAAGAUCUCAGAGACCAUAACAGAAGGUGCUUCCAGUUUUUCUGAUUUAGGAAGGGCUUACCAGAGCAUGAUAGGCAAUGGGGCCAACUUUCAAGGUUCCCUGCAGGCCUUCAUGGACAAUUUUGUGCUUAGUUCAUUAAAAAAAGAAAAAGACAUUAGGGAGAAGCAUUUUAGUGAAAGUGUGGAGUCAAAAAUCAAGAGAGUAGAAAGCAGUGAAGAAAAGCAAGAUAUGAAGUCCUGUGAUGAGAAACCUGAAAAAUCUCAAUAUGAACCACUAGAUCUCUCUGUUAGGCCAGAUACCGCAGCUCUUCCAGGCUCUUCUGUUACAAUUCAUGAUAACAUAGCUUGGCAUGGCUGCUUGUUCUGUUCCUUCACAACUUCCUCGAUGGAACUGAUGGCUCUACAUCUUCAGGCCAAUCAUCUUGGUAAAGCAAAACGUAAAGAUAGUGUCUUGGACAUUGCAAUGAUGAGCAAAGAACAAACUGAGGAGCCUUCUGUAUCUAACAAAGUUUCCUUGGCAUCCAGUGCCAUUCAGACUGCUAAAGAAACUGUAGUCUCUAAAGCAGUUUCCAGUGAGAACAAGGUGACUCAACAUGAGCUAAGCAAAGACACUUUAGUAGAACAGAAGAGUUCACCUUGGUCAAAUCAUUUGGAUGCCAAUGUAAGCAGCCUUCAGAAUGACUUUUUCAAACAGUUUAGUGCAUAUGCUACAGCAUCCAGUGGAACAAGGCCUAAUGGGUCCAGCAGUGUUACUCAUGAUUCUGAGCAAUUAAUUCAGUCCUCUGAUAAAAUGAAUUCGAUACACACAAGCUUAUCUAGCAGCGCACCAGAAGAACUUUCUGACAAAGUCUCUAGUGGUGACAUUGAAGCUUCAGAGGAACAAGACCCUUCCGAUGAAGAUAUAGAACUUGCAGAUCACAGUAAUAAUGAGUCUGCCAAUGAGAAACAGGAAAGUGAUGAUGAUGAUGAUGAUGAUGAGGAGGAGGAGGAGGAUGAGGAGGAGGAGGAGGAGGAGGAUGAGGAGGAGGAAAAAGAUGACAGAGAUGAGGAAAGCAUGGACCCAAUGCAAAGUAUCACUGUCACUAAAGACUCACAUGGUGCAACAGCCUCAGUGCCACAUCUUCUGGACAAGCAUUGGCAAGGCUUAAAUCUUCUUUCAUCUCAAGGUGUUCCUCCAGGUGUGAUGAAGUCAGAACAGGCACAUCUUGAGCAGCAGAUGAACGUGCUCUCUGUCUUGAGGGCAUACAGCACUGAAAACCUUGCAGCAUUCAAUGGUCUUGGAAACAGCCCAAGUGCCACCAGUGCACUCAAGAGAUCCGAUAUGCCUGUUCAUCCAUGGUUAAGAGAGGAGGAACUGCCUAGAGAUCAGCCUCAAGAAUGUAACAUAGAUGUUCUGAAAGAAAAUUAAGAGGAUUGACUUAAGAAGUACUGCAGUAUUGAGAAAUGGAAGAAAAGUAGCAUCUUGGAACAUGAUGUUCAUCUCGAGGAAUCUCCUCUUGUGAUGGAAUGAACUGUUUUUGUUUUGUUUUUUUUGUUUUUUUGAGAAAGCAAAAGAAAAAUAAUCAGACACUUCAUCCUUCAUGGCUGAAUGUGAUAGCGAUACAGCAAAAGACUGUAAUCAAUGCUUAAAGCUGCAGUGUCCCAGUCUUGUGCGCAGCUCCACUGAAAGUUCAUUAUCUUCCUUCAUUAGGAUGCUGAUGUUCAGUCAGUAGCUCUUAGAGGAGUUUGGCAACCUGGACAUGUUUGGUUUUAUUUAAGCACGCCAUGAAGCAGCAUUUUUGCCAAAUUGAAGCAUGUUCCCAUACAGUAAACUUUCUAUAAAAAAAUGUGGUGAUCAAUUUGGCUGUUUCUUGUCAUUUCCAUUUCCUCACAAUAAAGUCGCUGCAAGCAAAUUACUGAUAGUGCUGGCUGUCACCGGCACUAUAUAAGUAAGACUUAUUGUGUCAUUUUGUAUUCCUGUUGCCUAACUCCAGCUGGAGUUAAGACCCAAGUGCAUAAACAAUCACAGUUAACCAGAAGUUUUCUAAUACUUUGCAUAUUCACUCUAAAGCUGCUUCCAUAGACAUGAAUGUAUCCAGACGGUUUUGGUUGCCUCUCUAUUCAUAUAUUUUGAAUUGAAGGCUGAUGCUUUCCUAAGAGUCUUUAAAGACGGUAUCUCUCACAAAUAAUUUUUUCUGAACACUUUUGUAAAAUACAUAAAAUCCAAAUUUCUUUAGAUACUCAGCAGAUAGUAUAUGGCUUGAGCUUAUGAACAAGCUCAGAAUAGUUUAUAAUGGGUAAAGGACACUGCAGCUUUAAAAUGUUAAGCUUGUUGUUCUGCCAGUUUUGGAAAAUGUUGGCUAUUGCACAAAAUUGGGAUAAUCUUCCUUAUUAAAAUUAUAAAAAAAAAAUAAAUGAAACUCAUCCAUAUGCAUAUAGUGAGAGCCAAGAAAAGGCAACUGAAAUAUCUCAAAAAAAGGCACCCACACUUUUGAUCGGUUCUUGCUAAUUCAUUUAACGGUGCUCCUAGGCUAAGGACUGACUUUCUCAGUGACAGAGAAAGACUGAUGUUGAUUUAAUUCUGGUACAGCUUUUUUUCUUUGUUUUAUGAAAAUUAGUAAAAAAAAAAAAAUCACCAUGGUGUCUUCUUUGAUAUUUUGGUCACCUUGUCAACGGGUUGUUUUGAAUAUGUCAUCUUUAUUGAAUAGGCAUGGCCUUUUGUGUGUCAUCAUUCUUUGUUUUGUCGCUUUCUCCUUUUGUAUUACGAUUCAAGUCACUUAGUAUAAUUUGUGAUUUAGACUUUUCACAGACAUAUAUGAGAAUGCUGUCUCCCAAUGCCAUUAUUUUGCAGCCCUUUACCAUAUACAGUAUGAAUUUUUAGAUUUCCUAACUUUUUAAAUUCAAUAAUAGGAAUGAUAUAGAAAGCAAAGGUUAUUCAUUUUAUACAUUUUUGUGUAAAUUGUAUCUAGGUUAUUUUAUAGAAAACUCAUAUGUUAUAUGACUAUUAAUUUAUUAAUUAACAGUUGCAACUCCGUUGUAAAAGCAGAUUCCAUCCGGUAGUUUUAAAGACUGCUUAUCGUGUUAAAAGUCUUUUUAGGUUUGCACACUUCCCCAGUUGUCUCUUAUUUAUAUACUGUUUAUCAGACAUUUAUUACUUAUAGUCAAACACUGACACUAAAGUCCCAAUAAAUAUAAGAAAACCCUCUCUCUAGACAUGUGCCUUGGCCUUGAACUACAAAAAUGCAUGGGCCUUCUGUCCGAGAGUCAGAGUACUAAGAUGAACAAGCAGAGAGUUUGCCACCAUUCCACAACCACCUCCAGUUCUAUCUGCCAUCAUCUUCAAUUUCCAAAGAAUCAGCGGAAAUUCAAAAUCAGACGUCAUAUCUAAAGGUAUUUCAAACUAAUGUGUAUAGUGUUUGUACAAUGUUCAGCUUAUAUUUGUCUGUAUAUACCUAAAUAUUUGCUUUAAUCAUCCUUGCAGCGUUCAUUGUCAUAGCAUGCCCUGGAGCUAUAACUGUUAAAGCUAAAGCAAUAUGAGCACAAUACGUUGUCUAAAAUUGUAAGAUUGCUGUUUAUGUGCAAGUUUUAACCCCAAGGCCAGGUCAAGUGUAGCUAUUGCAGAUCCAGAAGACCUCAUCUUAAGUCUGUAACACUUUCCCCAUUUUAUCUUCAAGAUAGGUAUAUAUUUUAUCAUGGAAGAGUCCUAGGGUGACCCCGGUUGUCACUUUCAGACUGUUUAUUACAUAGUCUUGAACAGAGUAUCCUAAAUCCCCUCAUACAUUUACAUUCAACAGCUUGUCACAAAGAUGCAGCAGUAAUCUGCAUUUCCCAUUAUGAUCACUAUCAGGAUUGGCUGCUACUAUAGCUAAAUACUUCCUACCUUUUCUUAUAUGUAUGCCCUCAGAUGACAAGAUAGAAUACCCAAACAAGGAGGAGAUAAAGUUAACAUUUUUCUUAAUGCAUUAUAGAAUAAUAUUCUCUAACUUAAAUCUUCUAAUGUGCCUAAAACAGAAGCAAAGUUAAUUGAGUGUGACGAAUUACCAACACAACUUGGAUAGACAGUUGCUCUUCUUCCUAGGAUUCUAUGCAGCCAGUUUGCCUAGAUCGUCAGGUCGCUACUUAUAGUAAGCUGAUUAGUUUCUGAUUUGGCAUGGUCACUGGAUGAAAUGAUGGCAAGAGAGAGAACUUGAGUUUCUAUGUUACUGAAUUAAUGCCAUGCUUGUGCUUCCCUGAUGCAUCUCUUGAACGUAUGGGACAUCGUAGAGUUGGAUCCAGCUACUCUCUCAUAUUCAGGCCUUGUGCCCGUUGACUAAUCCUUGCUUUAAAUCUUCUACCAACUCACCGUUAGCUGCUGAUCUGGCAUAAGUAACCUGUGCCAAAGGUGAGUCCAGUAAAGAUAUUUUUAACAUAAGGAUGGAUUUUUGCUUGUCUGCCUCCAAAAUAUUUUCUCUGCAUGCUACAGCUUUGCAGACCUGGUAACCUAGACAAUGAUCUCCAUUAUCGCUGUUAUGGGGUCUAAUGUGUAGAAGUGUUUUUGGGACAUGAUUUUUCUUUUUGAGAAUACAGUGCUAGGCAUCUUACUAAAACAUGUUCUGAGUUUUAAAUCUCAAGUCAUGUACUGCAUUCAUUAAAUUGUUUUGUCUCAGCCAUUACUGAUCUCACCAGCUUACCUCAAAAUGGAGCUUAGCUUCAUAGUAAUAACUUCAGAAUCCAAUGAAAGUGAAAAGGAGCAAAUAAACUACAAAAUUAAAAGUGCAAUAUUCUUAUUGGUUAAUUGAAAUCUUUUAGUCACAAACAAACAAUCCAGCUUCCACACUGUUUGGUGCCAUAGCAUCUCUGCCGAAGCACUUGCUUUUAUGAUGACUGUCACUUAAAAUAAAUAAGCCCUACUUCCUAUAAGCUGUAAACUUAUUUAAUGGCUUAAGUACUGAAUUAGUGGUAGCAACAUCUGGGCCAAGCAACAUACUGUGGAGCAAAUCUAAAUAUACUGACAGCAAAUACCACCACACUGGCUGCACAGCCAGCUCAAUCCAGUUAUCCCAGAAUUUUGUUCUGUUCUGCAUGAGAAUGGCAAAUCAGAAACUUACCGUGGUUUGUUUCUCAUUUAAACACAAAGAAAUGAAACCUGUCUUAGUCAGUUAAAAUUGAUGAAACUGUUAAAUUUACAUUAUCUUGAUAUAUUACAGAUUUGGCAGGUGGAGGUUAGUGCAUGUGCCUUAUUGAUCCAGCAUCCUGGGUUUAAGUCCAGUGUCUUCUCGUUGUCUGUGUGCAGUUUGCAUGUUCUCGCCAAGUCUCCAUGGGUGCUUUUCUUCAGAAACUGAGAUUUUUCUCCCUCCUUUUCAAACACUAUGAUUCUAAAGUCAUAUUUGUAUGUUUUUGGGUUUUAAUGCCUCAGAAGGUGCAGUUAACUGUCUUCAUUGGAGCCAGGAUUGCAUUAAUCAGGCAUGGGCAGUGUAGCCGAGCUCGUGAGAAAUGUGGUCAGCUGCACAGUAUCUGGUUGUAAAUGUGCCAGUAGUCCAUGAAAGCUGAAAGGUUUGCAGUCUGCAAGCUCAUCUGAUGGACAAAAUAGUGAAUCCACUAAAUAAUACUUCAUUGUUUUAUUUCAGUAUUGUGCUUUUGUGUUGCUUAUUGCUCACAUAAAUGGCAACUGACAGCUUUUCAGUAGCUAAUGCAAAUUUUUUUUCUUAAGCGUAUUUAGUUGUGUUUUAAUUACAACUAAUGAAAACACCAUUGAUUUGCUUCUAAACCACUGCUUUACUUCUGCGUAAACCAACAUUGCUAAUUUUCCUAGCUGAUUACUCACUGAUUAAGAUUUCAGACUUUUUUUAGCGUUCAUUGUCAUUUUUCUAUCCAUAUGCAAUUCCUUUAUGGUUUAUUAUCCCAUGGGUGAUCAGUCAAUGCAGCAGCACUUAGAUUCAGACUUAUUUCUAUGAUUAUUCUGCAAUGUGUCACUUUUGGGUGAAGUGCAUGGCAAUGUGUAAAACAUAGACUUUCCUUGAGUUUAAAGAUUGAUCUUGGUUUGCAGACUUUUUUCUGGUAAAAAAAUGUGUUUCUUUGAGCAGGCACCAUAACUACUGAUUUGCCAUUUUUGUCCAAAAUGUGGCUGUGUCACUCAUCAGACUGAUGCAUAACACUGUACACAUGUACAAGUUAAAAGGACAUUGGCCUGCUUAACCACAUCUCAAAACACUCUGCGGGAAAUGGCUACUUGUACAUAUCCCUGAAAAUAAAUACUGAACAUUACUGACACCUUUAUAGUCAAGCAGCAACAAGACGUCAACAGAAAAGGCAUAAUAAAAUAUGAAUUUGAUUCAAAUCACUCUGAAAGGAAAUCAAAUAAAACCCAUAUACAUUUAAAAAAUAUAAUGCAUUACAAUAAAGAGGAUUUCAACGUCAAAUAGCAGAUUUGCUGCAAACUUGUAUGUAAAUAGAAGCAGAUCUUUUUUUGUUAUUUCCGUGCUUACGUUACAGACCAUAAUAUUUUGCGUUUUACACCUUCAAAGAGAAUGGCCAUUUUAAUAACACAUAAUCUUUAAAGAUCAACAGCUCUCAUCCUCCAUUAUCUAAACCACCAUGAGUUCAGGGUUGUAGGGACCAUUGGCUCUCCUGACAGUACUUAAUACAGAGCAAAAAGCACAUAAAUAACAUGCCACGAUCAGAUCCAUUUGAGAAAGACCCUGUGUUUAAAGUCGGCUGGCAUUUCCCCGUUCAUGCCUUAUGAGUACCAGUAGUCGAUGUAUAUUGACUGGUGAGUACAGUAAUUUCGGACCACAUUAACUCUUAUAACAAAAAUACGCCCAUUUGCUCUUCCAAGGAGAAGAGCUCUCCCGCUUUUUGAUAUAAAUUGUGCAUAUCACUGCACUUUUAGAUCCCUGAGGGGAUAACCUACCCCACCAUUAUUCAACGCACAUAAAAAGGAGAAAUGGCAGUUUUUUUCUCACUUCAGGCACUGGGUAAAAUUAUUAUUACCAGAGGACUAAAAUUACAGAGGUCAUUUGGUAAUAAUUACUUUACUCCAACUCCUGGUGUAAACUAAUCCCAUUGGAAUAGAGCCUAAUAUGCACAGUAAGUUCUAAAGUUAUAAUGUUCUAUAUUAUAUAUCAGUAAGUAACAGAAUCUGUUUUAACAACUAACACCAUAUUAUUUGAUAAAGCAGGAGAUCUGUUUGAUAUCAAAAUUAAUUUGAAUCAAUCCCACAUAAAUUGCUCAGUAGGUGCAAAAUAAUUCGUUUCGUAGAGUUAUGAUGUUGAAUUUGAUAACUGAAAGGGAGGGUCAUGCACAACGAGUGCAAGUAGGGCUAUAAAAAUGUUUGAAUGACAACUGAUAAUAAUUCCUCUUAGAUUAUCAACUGUCUGCAAACACAUACCUGUAUAUUUUGCGAUUGACUACUAAAAAAAAUCGGGAGUGGUUUCCCCUAGACUUUCUCAUAUACUCAGAUAUAGGAAUGGAUAAUCGAGGAGUAAACAGCAAGACAAUACUUAUAUUUUUAUAUUAUGUACAUUAAAGAACCAUCAACAACAAAUCAAAACAGAUUAUUACUAUAUUGAACGAUUAUUAUAAAAGUAAAGUUGCAUAAAUCGGACACUGUAGCUACAUGAAUAAAAGGUAAAGUACCACUUCCGGU